Molecule: messenger RNA, 670 nt
Organism: Oryza brachyantha (malo sina)
Lineage: Eukaryota; Viridiplantae; Streptophyta; Magnoliopsida; Poales; Poaceae
Product: UDP-glycosyltransferase 79-like
Exons: 3
Coding region: 3-509 (168 amino acids)
Molecular function (GO): UDP-glycosyltransferase activity
Source: RefSeq, a predicted model, not a curated record
CAAUGCCUAUUUCAAGCACACUAGCAUGUGCUGAUGAGGUGGAUAAUGAAAAUUGUGAAGGUAUCGUUGUCCCUAAAGAAGGAAUGAUUUUUGAAUCAGAAGAUAAGGCAUAUAAUAUUUACAACUUAUAUGCUGGUAAGGUUGGAUUUAGUAUUCGAAAGAGUCACUCAAAGCUAACAAGAGAUGGCACCGUAUAUCAAAAACACAUUGUUUGCAACAAUGAAGGAGAACGAGGCUGCUUCUUAACUCACUGUGGAUGGAACUCAACAAUAGAAGCAAUUGUUAUUGGCGUUCCACUGCUAGCAAUGCCUCAGUGGACAGACCAACCAACUACAGCGAAGUACAUCGAGAGUGCAUCGGGAAACGGUGUACGCUUGCAGCGGGACAAUGAAGGCAUAGUGAGGAAAAACGCUGAUAAGUGGAUGAAGAAAGCGAAGGAAGCAAUGAAGGAAGGGGGCAGCUCGAGUAAUAAUAUUGCCAUGUUCGCCGCGAAGUACACUUCACACUGACAUGGAAUAGCUUUUGUGCUGUUGCGAUUGUAUACUAUUUGGAUAUCUGGUUACAGCCAAAUUGUGUCGAUAUCUGGUUAUGACUAAGGGAGAGGAAAAUAUAGGUAUACUAUGUUAUUAGUAAAAAAAUUAUUUACUAGCUGAUUGAUUAACGAUUUUGA